Molecule: messenger RNA, 682 nt
Organism: Westerdykella ornata
Lineage: Eukaryota; Fungi; Ascomycota; Dothideomycetes; Pleosporales; Sporormiaceae
Exons: 2
Coding region: 137-496 (119 amino acids)
Source: RefSeq, a predicted model, not a curated record
AGCCUGGUUUUGCGCGUGCCGUGGCCACCAGGCCUGGGACCCUCUGCCAACCGGGAUCGCGCCUGCAGAGCCCUCUAACGGCCUGGAGAUCUUCUGGCUGCGUUCUAGAAAUAAUAGGGCUGCGCUGGCAUGGACCAUGUGUGACCCCCGCCCGCCACGGGCGAUUGGAGUGCUGGUCGAGGUACUACCAAGCCGACCUUCAUUUUCCCUCCGUCAGCCACUCACAACACGAGCCUGGCGGCAUUGUAACUGCGCAAAUGACCUGCAAAGUCUCUCAGUCUGGCCCUGGGGGCCCCGUCCCCGGCCCUUUGCUCAUCGCAUUAACCUUGACGUAGAAUUCGUCCUGGGCUUGCCCUACUCAGCUAAGACCCUACCCUUCAGGAACAAAAACCGUCUCGUGGGGUUGCUGCUGCUCUCUGGUGCUUGGAUUCGGAUGUCCGUGUGGCAAUUACAUAGGACCGAGCGCAGAAGGGACAUUCUGCGCCAACUUUCUUAAUGCUCUUCUCCCUAUCUCGCGCCAACAGGUUAUAAUGCACGGCGCUCCCAGUUGGACUCCCAAAAUUCCUCUGCUGAAUGGCGCGGCCUUCCAGAUUCGACUUGCUGCAACAUUUGUCAACUGAGCAAAACGCGAACCAUCCCAAAACACGUGCGAUACAUCUCCUCGAGAGUCGGCACACCACCU